Vicugna pacos (alpaca) is the source of this 4447-nucleotide messenger RNA. Lineage: Eukaryota; Metazoa; Chordata; Mammalia; Artiodactyla; Camelidae. The record is from RefSeq and is a predicted model, not a curated record.
AGUAUCCAUAGAAAAUGACCUUGCCUUUCUGCUCAGAACUAUUCCUUCUCUUUCCACAUGUAACCCUGAGUUUGCAUCUUCUAUCCUCAGUGCCUGCUUCCAUUCAGUCUGUCUGUCUGCAAUACCUACUAUAUGCUGGGCUCUUGGCUAGGCCCAGGGGCUGCAGAAAGGAACCUUGCUCUCAAGGGAUUCAUGGACACAAUCCAGUGAACAGACCAUGACUAAAUAGUGUGCUUGGUGCUGUGUGUUAACCCCAGAGUGCCAGCCUGAGGAGUUGAGGGAGGCAUCUCCUAGGCAAUGACUCCAUUGGAAUCAAAUCUUAAUGACUGGACAAGAGCUCUGUCACCCAAGAAGGAGUGAGGGCCUGCCUUCGAUUGAACAGCUGGUACAAAUCUCAUAGCCUGUGAGCCAGAAUACCCUGGAAUGACUCCACUUUAUCCCCAUCUCCUUUCCCCUUCAGCCGAGAUCCAUUUGCCACCUGACCCCCCACCCCAGCACUGGCUGCACUGCCGUGGCCACAUUAAGACUUGGCCCCAGAUGGAGGACAAGUCAGGAAGCUGCUGCACCAAUAUGGCUGACUGAAGCUGCCCAAGGCCCUGGAAGGAGGAAGUGGAUAAGUGCCUUAUCCAAAAGGAUACAGCAGCCUCAGGCCUUAUCAGGCGGCAGGAGCUUCCUCACCCCCUCCCCAACCCCUGACCAAGUCAAAAUGUGCCACAGCUGAUGUGAGUGAGGGGAGGAGGAGAUGCAGAACUGUGGGCUGGAGUGGAGGUGUACAGACCAGUCGGUUCACGGUUGCACUACCCCAAGUAGAAAGCAAAGGUAGCUUAGACUAGCAUGCUGGUAGUGGAAAAGGGGGGAAGAUUCAAGAGACAAGAGACAUAGUUGAAAGGCAGAGUCACCAGGACUUGGUGAUAAACUACUCUCAAGAAAAGGGAGGAGUUGGCUUUCAGCCAUAAGUAUCCACCCCCAGGGCGACCUCACCCGCUUCCUGGCAAUCCUAGAAACCAUAUGGAUCCAGGACCUAUAUAGCCUUUUACUCUGCCCACUGCUCAGCAAGUGGGUUCCAGUUUGAUAAGAAAAACUUCCUGUGGUGGAACUGAAAGGAGCUAAUCCAUUCCUGCCUAGGACGUUGUGGGAGAAAGAAGAUGGCCAGAGCUUUGUGUCCACUUCGUGCCCUCUGGCUUCUGGAGUGGGUGCAGCUGCUCUUGGGACCAGGUGCUUCCCCUCCAACCUGGGCCUUGAACCUGGACCCAGUGCGGCUCACCGUCUACACAGGCUCCAAUGACAGCGACUUUGGAUUUUCAUUGGACUUCUUCAAGGACAGCCAUGGGAGCGUGUCCAUCGUGGUGGGUGCCCCAAGGGCCGAGGGCCGCAGCCAGGAGAAGACGGGCGGCGUUUUCCUGUGCCCCUGGAAGGCCGAGGGCGGCCAAUGCAACCCGCUGGUCUUCGACCUCAAUGAUGAGACGCGAACCAUUGGCACCCAAACUUUACAGACCUUCAAGGCUGGGCAAGGACUGGGGGCGUCGGUCGUCAGUUGGAGAGACAACAUUGUGGCCUGCGCCCCCUGGCAGCAUUGGAACGUCCUAGAAAACACCGAGGAAGCUGAGAAGACGCCGGUAGGUGGCUGCUUCGUGGCUCAGCUCCAGAACAGCGGUCGCGCGGAGUACUCGCCCUGCCGGGACAACACCAUGAGCCAAGCUUACUCGAAAAGUCAGUUUGGAGACAAGCGCUAUUGCGAAGCCGGCUUCAGCUCCGCAGUCACUCAGGCUGGGGAGCUGGUGCUUGGAGCUCCUGGCGGCUAUUUUUUCUUAGGUCUCCUGGCACGGGCUCCAAUUGCCGAUAUCAUCUCGAAUUACCGCCAGGGCACCCUCUUGUGGCACGUGCCCACCCAGCGGCUCACCUUCGACUACAGCCGCCCAGAGUACUACGAUGGCUACCGGGGGUACUCCGUGGCUGUGGGCGAGUUCGACGGGAAUCUUAACACUACAGAGUAUGUCUUCGGUGCCCCUACCUGGAGAUGGACCCUGGGAGCGGUGGAAAUUUUGGGCUCCUAUUACCAGAGGCUGCACCUACUGCACGGAGAGCAGAUGGCUUCAUAUUUCGGGCACUCAGUGGCCGUCACUGAUGUCAACGGGGACGGGAAGCAUGACCUCUUGGUGGGCGCACCACUGUACAUGGAGAACCGUGCUGACCGCAAGCUGGCCGAGGUGGGGCGCAUUUACUUGUUCCUGCAGUCUCGAGGCUCCCGUGUUCUGGGUGGUCCCAGCCUUCUGCUGACUGGCACACAGCUCUACGGGCGAUUUGGCUCGGCCAUCGCACCUCUGGGCGACCUCAACCAGGAUGGCUACAAUGAUGUUGCAGUGGCUGCCCCCUAUGGUGGUCCCAGCGGUCGGGGCCAAGUGUUGGUGUUCCUGGGUCAGAGUGAAGGGCUUAACUCACACCCCUCCCAGGUCCUGGACAGCCCCUUUCCUACAGUCUCUGGCUUUGGCUUCUCCCUUCGAGGUGCCACAGACAUCGAUGACAAUGGAUACCCAGACCUGCUGGUAGGAGCUUACGGGGCCAACAAGGUUGUUGUGUACAGAGCUCAGCCAGUUGUGAGAGUUGUUGUCCAGCUGCUGGUGCAAGAUUCGCUGAAUCCUGCUGUAAAGAAUUGUGACCUGCCCCAGACCAAGACACGAGUGAGCUGCUUUAACAUCGAUAUAUGUGUGGGAGCCACUGGGCACAACAUUCCCAAGAAGCUGCGCCUAAAUGCCGAGCUGCAGCUGGACCGGCAGAAGCCCCGCCAGGGCCGGCGGGUGCUACUACUGGCCUCUCAACAGGCGAGCGCUAUCCUGCAUCUGGAUCUGGGCGAGAGGAACAGCACCACCUGCCAAAACAUUACAGCCUUCCUCCGAGAUGAGGCUGACUUCCGGGACAAGCUGAGCCCCAUCAUGCUCAGCUUCAAUAUGUCCCUGCAGCCCGAGAAGGAUGGAAUAGUGCCUGUUUCUGUGCUGCAUGGAGACACCCACAUCCAGAAACAGACCCGCAUCAUCCUGGACUGUGGGGAAGAUGACCUGUGUGUGCCACAGCUCCAGCUCACUGCCAACGUGACGGGCUCCCCCCUCCUAAUCGGAGCCGAUAAUGUGCUGGAGCUGCAGAUGGAUGCAGCCAACAAGGGUGAGGGAGCCUACGAGGCUGAGCUGGCCGUGCACCUGCCCCCAGGUGCCCACUACAUGCAGGCCCUCAGCAACAACAAGGACUUUGAGAGGCUCAUCUGUAACCAGAAGAAGGAGAAUGAGACCAAGGUGGUGCUUUGUGAGCUGGGCAACCCCAUGAAGAGGAAUGCCCAGAUAGGAAUCACGAUGUUGGUGAGUGUGGGGAACCUGGAAGAGGCUGGGGAGCAGGUGUCCUUCCGGCUGCAGAUCAAGAGCAAGAACAGCCAGAAUCCAAACAGUGAGACUGUGGUGCUGGAUGUGCCAGUCCGUGCAAAGGCUCAUGUGGAGCUGAGAGGGAACUCCUUUCCAGCCUCCCUGGUGGUGGUAGCAGAAGAAAGCAACAAGGAGAUCAGCUCAGACAGCUGGGGCCCCAAAGUGGAGCACACCUAUGAGCUCCACAACAAUGGUCCUGGCACUGUAAGUGGCCUCCGCCUUCUCCUUGGCCUCCCUGGCCAGUCCCAGCCCUCUGACCUGCUCUACAUCCUUGAUAUACAGCCCCAGGGAGGCCUUCAGUGCUCCCCAGAGCCUUCUCCCAACCCCCUCAAGCUGGACUGGAGGCUGCCCAGCCCCAGCCCUUCCCCUCUUUACCCGGCCCACCAUAAGAGGGAUCGCAGACAGGCAUUCCUGUCAGAGAAGAAGCAGCCCUCCAGGCUUCAGGAUUCAAUUCUGGUGAGCUGCGAUUCGGCGCCCUGUACUGUGGUGCAGUGUGAGCUGCAGGAGAUGACGCGUGGGCAGCGGGCCAUGGUCACGGUGCUGGCCUUCCUGUGGUUACCCAGCCUGCGCCAGAGGCCCCUGGAUCAGUUUGUGCUGCAGUCGCACGCUUGGUUCAACGUCUCCUCUCUUCCCUACGCCGUGCCCGCCCUCAGCCUGCCCAGUGGGGAAGCUCUGGUGCAGACGCAGUUGCUUCAGGUCCUGGAGGAGAGGGACAUUCCAAUCUGGUGGGUGUUGGUAGGCGUGCUGGGCGGCCUGCUGCUGCUCACACUCCUGGUCCUGGCCAUGUGGAAGCUUGGCUUCUUCAAACGGAAUCGGCCACCUUUAGAAGAAGAAGAUGAGGAGGAGUGAUGGUGCAGCCCACGCAUGCUCUGUCCUAAGCAGGAAGGCUGGGUGGUGCCUGCUUUGCCCCUUCUCCAACGACUGCCUAGCUCUGGUCUCCCACGAGUUGGAGCUGUUCAACGAGGCCUCCCGGUGUCCUCCCCCUCCCAUCAGAGCUGGGUCACCUCUUUUCCUGCUGCCUAAUAAAGAGCCUGAGCCCC